This is a messenger RNA of Geodia barretti, 1128 nucleotides long. Lineage: Eukaryota; Metazoa; Porifera; Demospongiae; Tetractinellida; Geodiidae. The record is from the annotation of a GenBank genome assembly.
AUGGGCGGAGUGGACAAGACCUUUGCGCCGCUGCUGGGAAUACCGCUGAUUGCCCACACACUGGGCCGGUUCGAAUCCUCCCCUGUAAUCGGCGAAAUUGUGUUGGUGCUCGCACCGGAUUCCGUGGAGCAUGGUAGGACGCUGGUAGCAGAGCGCGGGUACAAGAAAGUUACGCAAGUGUGCGCCGGCGGAGAACGGCGGCAGGACUCGGUGCGCCAUGGCCUGCACGCUUUGACCCCCUGCGAUCUCGUGAUGGUGCACGACGGCGCCCGUCCCUGCGUGGAUAGCGCGAUGCUCGAGCGGGCUGCCAGAACCGCGGGGGAACACGGCGCGACAGUGGCGGGGAUGCCGGUCAAGGACACCAUCAAGCGGGUUGCCGCCGAUCUCGUGAUAGAGGAUACGCCCGAGCGCGCUCUACUUUGGCAGGCCCAGACUCCCCAAGUGUUCGGCUACGAUCUGUUAGUGGAGGCCCACAGGGUGAUUGAGGGAGAUUUCACCGACGACGCUGCGAUGGUGGAAAGCCUGGGGAACCGGGUCCGUAUGUUCGAGGGGUCUUACGAGAACAUCAAGGUUACUACCGCCAGCGAUCUAGUUAUCGCGGAGGCGUUCCUUGAGCAACUCGUGGCUGAUUUUCCAGACACUCGUGUCGGGAUAGGGUUCGAUUCCCAUCCGCUUGUGCCCGAUCGUCGGCUCGUUCUGGGUGGAGUGGAGAUUCCCCACGACCACGGGCUGGAAGGACACAGCGACGGAGACGUUCUGGUGCACGCCCUGAUGGACUCUCUGCUGGGGGCAGCGAACCUGGGGGACAAGGGGAUUCACUUCCCGUCAUCCGACCCGCGGUAUAGGGACAUUUCCAGCCUGUUGCUGCUGGAGCGGGUGGCUACACUGGUCAAGGAUGCUGGUUGGCGGGUGUCAAACGUUGAUGCUACAAUGCUGGCGCAAACGCCCCGGCUCGGGCCGUUCAUCCAGGCCAUGAGGGAAAGAUCCGCCACUGCGCUAGGCAUCUCGCCAGACCGGGUAAGCAUCAAGGCAACAACCACCGACCAUUUGGGGUUUGUCGGUCGAAGCGAGGGUAUAGCAGUGUGCGCCGUGGCCUGCAUCGUGUCCAACGGACCCGGAGCUAACUAG